Gekko japonicus is the source of this 2636-nucleotide messenger RNA. It is a transcript of the gene CCNC, whose product is annotated as cyclin C. Gene Ontology annotation, biological process: positive regulation of transcription by RNA polymerase II. The transcript has 12 exons. Bases 171 to 1022 code for a protein of 283 amino acids. Gene Ontology annotation, cellular component: mediator complex; nucleus. The record is from RefSeq and is a predicted model, not a curated record. Gene Ontology annotation, molecular function: cyclin-dependent protein serine/threonine kinase regulator activity. NCBI's taxonomy places the organism in Eukaryota, Metazoa, Chordata, Lepidosauria, Squamata, Gekkonidae.
CGCAGGUUACUGUCUCUAUCAGUGUUGCCGCUUUUGCAGCCUCCUUCCUGCUUCGCAAGCGGUUCCUUGUCCUGGAGAGGGAAAAGAAGAGCCUGUUGCAUUGGGGACUGGGGUUGCUACGGUCCUCCUGAGCAAGCAGAAAGGAGAAAAAGCUUCCCCGACUCCUCUAAAUGGCAGGGAAUUUUUGGCAGAGCUCGCACUACUUACAAUGGAUUUUGGAUAAACAAGAUCUGUUGAAGGAACGUCAAAAGGAUUUAAAAUUUUUGGCAGAAGAAGAAUAUUGGAAGCUUCAAAUAUUUUUUACAAAUGUUAUCCAGGCCUUAGGUGAACAUCUGAAACUAAGACAACAAGUUAUUGCCACAGCUACUGUCUACUUCAAGAGGUUCUAUGCCAGAUAUUCCCUAAAAAGUAUAGAUCCAGUAUUGAUGGCUCCCACAUGUGUGUUUUUGGCAUCCAAAGUAGAGGAAUUUGGUGUGGUCUCAAACACAAGGUUGAUAUCUGCUGCUACUUCUGUAUUGAAAACUAGGUUUUCGUAUGCCUUUCCAAAGGAAUUUCCUUAUAGGAUGAAUCAUAUACUAGAAUGUGAAUUUUAUCUUUUAGAAUUAAUGGACUGCUGUUUGAUAGUGUAUCACCCCUACCGACCUCUACUUCAAUAUGUGCAGGAUAUGGGCCAUGAAGAUGUGCUGCUUCCUCUUGCAUGGAGGAUAGUGAAUGACACAUAUAGAACUGAUCUUUGUCUGCUGUACCCUCCUUUCAUGAUAGCUCUAGCUUGUCUACAUGUGGCUUGUGUUGUCCAACAGAAGGAUGCUAGACAGUGGUUUGCUGAACUCUCUGUUGAUAUGGAGAAGAUUUUAGAAAUAAUCAGGGUUAUCUUGAAGCUGUACGAACAAUGGAAAAACUUUGAUGAGAGGAAAGAAAUGGCUACUAUUCUAAGUAAGAUGCCUAAACCAAAACCACCUCCAAACAGUGAAGGAGACCAAGGUCCAAAUGGAAGUCAGAAUUCUAGCUACAGCCAGUCUUAAGACAUUCCAAAGACAUUCACUGUGGACCACUUUGGAUUAAGACACUUUGGGAUCUUUUCCUGGGUGGAAGACAUGGACAGAAGGUUUCAAUAGUGUGUUUUCAGAAAGAACUUGAAGAAUGUUUCUGUCAAACAUAUUGAAAAUAUUUCCUUAGACACACACCCAUUCAAAUUUUGGCACAAACACACUUAAAAUUCUCAAUCUCCAAACAACUCAGAAGCUUUGAAAAAAGCUAGAAAAAUAACACUAUUCACUUUAGAAUGGACAGAGUUCAGUACUUGUUCUGUGAGGAUAAUGGAUGGAAGAAUUUAAGAAAAUGUGUGAAUGAAGAGCUGGGCAAAUGUAACUGUGUUUACUGCCCUAAAGCUACCUUAAGCACAGGAUGUGGCCUGAAAUGUUGUAUGUGAAAUCUUAAUUUAAUAGGUAUAUAAUGCCAGUGGAUAUUGUACCAGAUGGAGAAUGCAAUUUUUUGUAAGGCGAUAGCACCCACUAAUAUCUCCUUUUAGUAAAUGCCUGGGGAAAGACCUUGUUAUAGUCUAAGAAAGGUAUCAUGCAUUUCUCUUCUUAAUUUAAAGGAAGGUGCUCUUACCCAGUACCUAUAAUUUUUGUUAGUGGAACUUGAAGUCCAGCAUACCCAAAAAAGGGCAAUAUGUGUAACACAAAUUGUGGCUGGGGGAGGGGAGAACAUUUCGACCUUUUCCUAAUGAUUAAGUCAGAUCUUGCAAUCCAAGACAAUUAAGACAAACUAAGUCAGAUCUUGCAAUCCAAUCAAGUUAUUCUACAAGACUGAAAUCCUAAGUGAGGUCUUGCUGGUGGCUGUGUAAUGUACUAGGAGUUAAUCUGCCAUCAUUGUUACUCUGAUGUAUAACAGAAGCUAGAAGGCAGCAAGUAUUCAUGAGACUCUAGAUCUAGCUCUGCAAUACCAUAUUUAUUAAAAGUUAACUGCAAGAAGAAUUCAACUAGAUAGGAUCACUGGAUAGUUUCUUUUUAAGCAGAGGGCCAUAUCCUGUGAUCCUUACUCAGGCAAAUAUCCCACUGAAAACAGGAUUUGGUCCAAAGCCCAUGAAUUUGAGUGAUUGUGCAUAUCAUAAUAAAAUAAAUGUGUCUGAUUUUCUCCUAAAACAAAGUAAAAUAAAAAUCAUUAUUACUGGAUUUGUCUAAGUUCAUUUUUCUGCACAGAAGGUAAUGGUAAUAUGGUAUACUGGAAUGAAAACAAAGGAACGUAGGUUUGAAAAACCUUGUCACUUGGUGCUUGUUCUAAAACUUGAUUAAAAGGCAGUAAUGUCUGCCACUACUUGACCUGUCAUUGAAUUAAGUGUAACCAAAGUGUUUUUGUAUGCAAAUGCUUGGACUCUUUGCACUUAACUGUUGAAGUUAUUUUUAUAAAGUGUGUUUGGAUACUGACUCUUACAAACCACUUCUGCGAGAAGUGAUGUGUUCUGGCUUUUUCAUAAUUCCCUUUAUUCUGUUGAUACCUGUGAUCUUAUUCCACACCCUUGCUGACAUAAUUAGUUUGAAGACAUCUUGUUCUUCUAGUAUAUGAAAUUACUUCUGUCCCCUUGUGGGUUUAAACUUUAUUUGUAAUAUGAACUCGCUGGGUAGGAAUAAAAACAA